AUGACUUCAGUUGUUAUGAACCAUUUUGCUACAAACUUUGAGAGUGACUACGAGCCGAUCGACUUCAAGAACAGUUUGGAAGAUUUCAAGGAAUUUCAACAUGCAGCUCAUGCCAUGAUAUUUGCCAGAGAUACAGAACGUUUUUGGAAUGCACUGGAGAAAAAGGCUCAAAUUUUGAUGCACAUACGAUUUGAUGGUUAUCUAGGGUUUCCAGGGGGCCUUAUUGACAAGGGAGAGAGUGUACUUGUUGGCCUACAGAGAGAAAUACAAGAGGAAAUAGGACUUGAUCCUACAUGCUUUCCAUUCGCAAACAGUGACCAUGUGUCAUCCCAUAUUAACUACAAAACAAAACUUGCUCUUCAUUUCUUUGCUAAAGAAGUGGCUCUUGAAGAGUUCAAAAUGCUUGAGUCUAAUAUGAUGACAUCUAAAGAAUUUGGUGUAGAGGUUCUUGGUCCAACAAGAGUUCCAUUAUAUACCAUGGAGGAUGGCUAUAGAGGGCUGCCUGUCUUUCUGAACAACAUGUUCAUUGGCAAUUCACGCCAUCAACUCCUCAAUUGUGCACUCAAAUUCAACUUGUUAACAAAGCAAGAAAUAGACGAGGCACUGGAGGCUAGCAAUAGAAUAAACAAUGUUGUCAAUAAAUCUAGUUGACAACGGGACUACUAGGACAGGAGUUUGAAACUCAGAGCUGCCUG
Messenger RNA from Owenia fusiformis, 695 nucleotides. NCBI's taxonomy places the organism in Eukaryota, Metazoa, Annelida, Polychaeta, Sabellida, Oweniidae. The record is from the annotation of a GenBank genome assembly.